Panicum virgatum (switchgrass) is the source of this 2992-nucleotide messenger RNA. RefSeq names its product flocculation protein FLO11-like. The record is from RefSeq and is a predicted model, not a curated record. The coding region runs from base 76 to 2739 and encodes 887 amino acids. The transcript is spliced from 6 exons. NCBI's taxonomy places the organism in Eukaryota, Viridiplantae, Streptophyta, Magnoliopsida, Poales, Poaceae.
ACAAAAUAAAACGGGAAGUGAGGAGAGAAAAGGAACAGAAUAGCUGCAGCCCCACCAAGCGCCGACCUGUCGGGGAUGGCGGCGCCGGCGCCGGCGGCGGGGGCGGGGGCGGGGAAGGGGAAGCGGAAGCGCGCGCUCUCCGAGGACGACGUCUACCUCCUCCUCAACAGGUACGCGCCCGGGACGAUCCUGACAGCGCUGCAGGAGGUGGCGCAGCACGCGGAGGGCAGGCGAAUCGACUGGAGGGCGGUGGUGAGGAAGUCGGCCACGGGGAUCACCUCCGCGCGCGAGUACCAGAUGCUCUGGCGCCACUUCGCCUACAACCACGACCUCGACGAGACCGUCGAUGCCGCCGACCAGCCUCUGGGAGAUGACAGUGACCUGGAAUUGGAGAUUGAACCAGUUCCUAACCCGACCAAUGAAGCUUUAUCUGAGGCCUCUGCAUUAGCCAAGGCACUAAUAUCUGGAUCUUCACGUGAGCAAGCCUCUGGUCAACGUGUUAAUUUGGAUGCUUCAGUGCAGAACACCCCAAAUGAAAAGACAGUGCGGGUUCCAUCUGAGAAACAGGUUGCUCAGAAUCAACGUAUAACAAGCGUUACUGGUCCUGUUUCCAGCUCAAAACAGGCAUCCCAUUUAGGGCUCUCUCCUGGUUCUUUGGAUCCAAAUGGACCUCCUAAAAAGAAAAAGAAGCCUAAAGCAUGGUCUAAAGAGGAGGAUGUGGACCUAACAGCUGGUGUACAGAAGUAUGGUGAAGGAAAUUGGGAUUAUAUUUUGCAUAAAUGUAAAUUUGAUAAUACAAGGACACCUGAUCAAUUGUCUCAGAGGUGGGCACUAAUCUGCAAGCGUCCAGGAGGAUCAACCAAACCUGCUAGCACUAAACAUGCCACUGUCGCUAGCUCAGAGGAAAGAAAGGAUGCUCUUAAGGCAUUUUCAAUUGCUGUUGGUCCUAUACGUAGAUCAUCUAUGCUAAGACCAGGAGCUCAGCAACUAGGCAUUCAGCAUAAGUCUACAGUGUUUGCUCCUAAGAUACCCGAAGUAAGAUCCGCAGCAGCCCCUUCACCAGCACCGGCACCAGCACUGCCGGUCCCGGCACUAGCACCAGCGCCGGCACCGGCACCGGCGGUCCCAGUGCCAGUUCCCAUGCCUUUGCCUGUGAAAGUACCAGUCAAGUCACAACUUCCUCAGGGGCAACAAGCACCUGUCCAACGUGCACCUCCAAAGUCGGCAAAUACUUCAAAUAAGACUCGUAAGAAGCAAUCUCCCCAACCAAGUCCUAUCAUUGGUCCUUCCUCAAUACAAGCAGCAGCUAUUGCUGCUGGUGGACGAAUCGCCCCAGCUUUAACGGCCGCAAACUUCUUAAAAGUCGCACAGUCUGCGCACAUAAGAUCUCAAGUAACAGGGUCUUCAAAACCUUCUUCAAGCACUAAAGCACCGAGUGUGGUUGUUGAACCUGGUACACAACUUGGCAGCACUCAGCAUCUAGAACCUCUUAACACUAGCGGCCCUAAGUCUGGUCCUUCAGUUUUGACCACACAUGCAACUGAGCAAGUUCAUGGUGCUUCAGAGGUUGCCAUAGUUAAUCCUGCAGGGCCAUCUGCCAGGGCACAUCCAUUGGAAACUAAUAAAGCAUUGAGUACCACACUAGUGCCUGUCUCAUGUGACAGCGAGGAAAAGGAGGACGACUCUACAUUUUGUGUUAUCACUAUAGAUGACUUGUUCCCUGAAGAUGCAAUGCAGCUAGAAACAGUGGAUCUCGAGGCAAAGCCAGAAAUCGCCGAUCAGAAGGCAAAGCAGCCGGAAACUGUGGAUGCCAAGGCAAAGCAAUCAGAAGCUGCAGAUCCCAAGGCAAACCAGCCAGAAACUGCAGAUCCCAAGGCAAAGCAGCCAGAAACUGUGGAUCCCAAGGCAAAGCAGCCGGAAACUGUGGAUCCCAAGGCCAAGCAGCUAGAUACAUUAAAUCCCAAGGUUGAUAUGGUAGAUCCCAAGGAUAAAGACAUGCUUGAGUUUGAUCAAUAUGUUGCUUCUCAAGGAGGAGCUGUAAACACAGAUCAUUUAGAUAAAAGCAACACUGGCAGAAGUUCUUCGCAACCCCAAGGCCUUGUUGGCAGCCAGAAGAAUCAAGUGAAGCUGGUGCCCAACGUAGGGAAAGGCAACCCUGUAUCAGCUGGUGUGCCAGCAACCGUGAAGAGAACCAAAACUUCUGUCCCACAUUUAGUGAACCCAGUCCCAGCUGGGAGCCCCCGUGGCAUUGUUGGCACAGUCAAUGCGAAUGCACCGAAUAAGACACUAGUAAGGAAGGCAACUACUCUUGUUCCUGCUGGUGUUCAAGCCCCUCUCCUGAAGAAGCAUGCCACGAAUGGAAAAGGCAACCAAGUGAUGCAACCCAGCACUGGCUCUGGAGUACCGGCCAGCAGCCAGGCUAGAGUGGCCGUGAAUGGUGCUAGCAAGGUGAAUCUGCCAUCCAGCAGCGGCCAGGCGAGCUCGGUGGUGAAUAUUGGUAACAGAAAGAACCCACCAUACAGCGGCCAGGCUAGCGCAGUGGUGAAUAUUGGUAGCAAGGCAAAUCAACCAUCCAGCGGCCAGGCUAGUGUGGUGGUGAAUGGUGCUAACAGAGCAGCCAAUCCACCAUCCAGCAGUAAGGCUAGCGUGGCCUUGAGUUCACCAUCCAGCGGUAAGGCUAGCGCUGCCUUGAGUGGUGCUGCGAACAAGGCGAAUCCACCAGCUGCACCCAAGCAAUAGUUAUGCUCUAACACAGUAAAUGUUGUAAUAAUCCUCGUAGGACUUUUGCGCUUCGAUUGUACCCUGAAAUGUGAAUAGGGCAUUAUAGACAGAUACCAUGUAAUUCUUUUCACCUUGCAGUUGCAGUUGCAGUUGCAGAGACCACUAGAUUGGAGUGAUUUUUUUUUUUAUCUGGUAGUUGUGCUGGUGACUAACAUUUUCUUUUGAAAUAGGAUGCUGGGGGCUAACAUAAAUAAUACAUGUCUUGGAGUGA